AUGGCCAACGCUCCCCAUGGUGGUGUCCUCAAGGACCUGAUCGCCCGCGAUGCUCCCCGUCAGGACCAGCUCAUUGCUGAAGCUGAGACCCUCCCCGCUGUCGUGCUCACCGAGCGUCAGCUGUGUGAUUUGGAGCUGAUUAUGAACGGCGGUUUCUCUCCUCUGGAGGGAUUCAUGAACCAGACCGACUAUAACGGUGUUUGUGAGGACUGCCGUCUUGCUGAUGGCAAUGUCUUCUCCAUGCCUAUUACCCUCGAUGUUAGCAAGCAGGUGAUCGACGAGAACAAGCUCCAGUCUGGUGCUCGGAUCACUCUGCGUGACUUCCGUGAUGACCGCAACUUGGCCAUUCUGACCAUUGAUGACAUCUACCAGCCCGAUAAGACUAAGGAGGGUAAGCUGGUCUUCGGUGGUGACCCUGAGCACCCGGCCAUCAAGUACCUGAACGAGACCGCUCAAGAGUUCUAUAUCGGUGGCAAGAUUGAAGCUGUCAACAAGCUGAACCACUAUGAUUAUGCCGCUCUGCGCUAUACUCCUGCCGAACUCCGCGUUCACUUCGACAAGCUGGGCUGGUCCCGUGUCGUUGCUUUCCAGACCCGUAAUCCCAUGCAUCGCGCUCACCGUGAGCUGACUGUUCGUGCCGCUCGCUCGCGCCAGGCCAACGUCUUAAUCCACCCUGUUGUCGGUCUGACCAAGCCCGGUGACAUUGAUCACUUUACCCGUGUCCGUGCCUACGAGGCCCUCCUGCCCCGCUACCCCAACGGUAUGGCCGUCCUGGGUCUUCUCGGCCUGGCUAUGCGUAUGGGUGGUCCCCGCGAGGCCAUCUGGCACGCUAUCAUCCGUAAGAACCAUGGUGCCACCCACUUCAUUGUCGGCCGCGACCAUGCCGGUCCUGGUUCCAACUCCAAGGGCGAGGACUUCUACGGGCCUUACGAUGCCCAACAUGCCGUCGAGAAGUACAAGGACGAGCUGGGUAUUGAGGUUGUUGAGUUCCAGAUGGUCACCUACCUGCCUGAUACCGAUGAGUACCGUCCCGUCGAUCAGGUUCCCCAGGGUGUCAAGACUCUGAACAUCUCCGGUACUGAGCUUCGCCGCCGCCUGCGCUCUGGUGCUCAUAUCCCCGAGUGGUUCUCUUACCCCGAGGUGGUCAAGAUCCUCCGCGAGUCCAACCCCCCUCGCGCCAGCCAAGGUUUCACUAUCUUCCUGACUGGUUACAUGAACUCUGGCAAGGAUGCCAUUGCUCGUGCUCUGCAAGUCACUUUGAACCAGCAGGGUGGACGCUCCGUUUCCUUGUUGUUGGGUGACACUGUCCGCCACGAGCUGUCGGCUGAGCUUGGCUUCACUGCCGAGGAUCGCCACACUAACAUCCAGCGUAUUGCCUUCGUUGCAUCUGAGCUGACUCGCGCUGGCGCCGCUGUCAUCGCUGCCCCGAUCGCUCCUUACGAGCGCUCUCGCAAGUAUGCCAAGGAUACCGUUUCCCAGGCCGGUUCCUUCUUCCUGGUUCACGUCGAUACACCCCUUGAGCACUGCGAAAAGACCGACAAGCGUGGCAUUUACGCUCGUGCUCGUCGUGGUGAAAUCAAGGGCUUCACUGGUGUUGAUGAUCCUUAUGAGGCUCCCACCAACGCUAACCUCACUGUCGACACCUCCAAGCAGACUGUCCGCAGUAUCGUGCAUGAGAUUAUUCUCAUGCUGGAGACUGAGGGCUACUUUGAACGCUCGCAGUAA
Molecule: messenger RNA, 1725 nt
Organism: Penicillium angulare
Lineage: Eukaryota; Fungi; Ascomycota; Eurotiomycetes; Eurotiales; Aspergillaceae
Gene: sC
Product: sulfate adenylyltransferase
Exons: 5
Coding region: 1-1725 (574 amino acids)
Biological process (GO): sulfur amino acid metabolic process
Cellular component (GO): cytoplasm
Molecular function (GO): sulfate adenylyltransferase (ATP) activity; adenylylsulfate kinase activity; ATP binding
Source: RefSeq, a predicted model, not a curated record